Solea solea (common sole) is the source of this 3107-nucleotide messenger RNA. RefSeq names its product protein FAM53C-like. Lineage: Eukaryota; Metazoa; Chordata; Actinopteri; Pleuronectiformes; Soleidae. Gene Ontology annotation, cellular component: nucleus. The record is from RefSeq and is a predicted model, not a curated record. The coding region runs from base 209 to 1438 and encodes 409 amino acids. The transcript has 5 exons. Gene Ontology annotation, biological process: protein import into nucleus.
ACUGCGCUUUAUCCGGUCCGCCGAGUGCAGCUUCGGUUGCUAAGGAACCGCUGAACGCAGGUGCCCUCAAGAUGUUGCCAUAGAGAGCAUAUGGUCAGUCUGGCUGGUUGAGGUGUGGAGGGGACACCACAAAACCAUGCCAGGAUUUCCACUGUCCUGAUUAAGUCUCCACAUCAUUCAUGUUCAUCCCUGGAUUGUAGCUACAAUUAUGGUGACGCUUCUCACAGAGCAGCUUCGUAAGCAGAGUCUGGAGGAGCCUUAUCACAAGGCUUUCUCAUUCAGUGUGAAAGCGUCAUUACCAGCAGUGGGCUCCAGUCCCACUCUUUCCUGGAGUGCUGGUAGAUCAAGACAAGAGACUAGCUUAGCCACCUAUUCAUCAUUGAAAGGACAACAUCCAGCUGAAUCCUGUGGACAUGGUUCCCUUAGGCCUACUUCCCACUCUGGAGUACAUCUCCAGAGCAUGAAAGUUUCCUUCACAGAUGAGGCUCUCCAAAGCUCACCUCCACCACCACCUCCCAAACGCCACUGUCGGUCCCUUUCUGUUCCAGAGGACCUGUUUCAAUGCCGCUCUGCCUGGCAUCCUAGUGCAUCCAAGGUUUGGACCCCAGUCAAACGUGGCUGCCAAAGUGGAGGAGCAUCUAGUUCAGGCUCUGCUGCCAGCUCUUUGCCGCUUUGUGGUCCCAAUUCCUCUUUCACCUCUUCCUCCCUUCACUCAUCUUCUAGCCCAACCUUUUUCAGCUUAGCGCUGUCCUCUGACUCUCCACUUCCAUGGAGCUUCCCAUGGGACCCCUGUGAUACACUAAAAGGAGCUUGCUCUGCUACCUUUGCUACUCCUUCCUCCUGCUCCUCUUCACCUGCCCCCCUGAUUUCUCAUUCUGUGCUCCAACGUCGCUUCUCACUCUCCCCAGUGCACAUUCAGGACACCCCUGUUGUGCUCCUGCCUCUACGGCCCUCCUUUGCUUCAGCUGUGACAUAUAGCUCUUCUGGCAUGGAGCACCCAGCCCUGUCUCAAUCUCCUACUUCAGCCUGUAGUACACCAACUUCCUCCAGGCGUGACAUUCAUCCACCGCUGCCGCGAUGCCACUCUCAGCCCUGUGACAUGCGCAAACCUCGAUUGAAGAGGCGCCAUGAUGCAGAUGUUCUUCCCUAUACUAGACCAGGCCUGGACUUCAGCAAAAUGACACAGAUUGGUAAUUGUGAGAGCCUAGCAUGUGGCACAGGUGGCUGCAUAGUUCCAGUGUCGUCCCAGGCAGAGCAAUGCUCAGCCUUCUCCCCUGCUGACUUCCUGGGACGAGGCAGCAUUGGACCACUAAGUGAAAGUGAAGAGGAUGAGGAGGAGGAAGACGAAAGAAAAAGAACUCUAAUAGAUGGAGGACAGAAGAUUGUUUUUGAAAGAGACUGCACAGAACUGGACUUAACCCUCAUAGAAGAAAACUGACAACUUGUUGGUGCUCUCCAUGUGAUUAGAGAAUCCAUAACCAUGUAAAGCACACUAGUAGGCUUUGUGCGCUCUUCAGGCAGAAUCCUUGGGAACCUUUUGCCCACCAAUGGCUUACCUUCACAGGUUGUAAUGAAGAACCAAACAUUUUGGGUUAUCUAAUAUCAAACUACAAGGUGAUGAUUGUAACCCUUAAGCACUAGUUCUCUGAUCAACAUUUCAUGAAAUGUCAGUGCCUGCCAAUUCAACACUCCAUAGGGAAAUGUGCAUGAACGAAUAAGCAAGUUUUCAUGUGCGUUUUUUUGGCUAAUAUUUUAUAUUGAUAUAAGUCUUAAUUAGUGUUAAUUGUUGGUAUGCCUUGAUAUGUUGCAGAUCCUUAUCAAAUAUCAUCACAUAUUGCAGUAAUUUGCAAUAUUAUUUGCUCACAUAAGGCACAUGAAAUACACACUUAAGUCAGACUAAAUGGAAUUAAGGUGUGCAUUUAUCAGUGUCUAUCAGAUACUUAUGGGUAAUUAGUCUACAUAAGUGUGUGGUUCUUUGAAUUUGGUCUUUGAAGUGUUGAACCAAAUAUUAUAAUUCAAAAUGGUAUGCAGGCACGGCCAACAUAAAAAAUACUGUCCAAUAUAUAACCAUAUAAAUGAAUAUGGUGCAUGAUUUGUGUGUUCUGCAAUCAGACAGUGCCACAAUGACUGCCGUUGCGACUCACUAUUACCACUUUUAGAUCUUGGCACAACUGCUUCCUAGAUGUUUUAAAAAAGAAAAAGCCAAAGAAAGACGGGUAAAAUUACGAAACUGCACAUUCUCUGGGGAUUCAAAUGUCCCCGAGUCAGCAGAAACUGGUUUUGUAGAGAUGUUUCAACUCUCAUCCAAGCUUUAGUUCUAGAACAGAAGAAGCCUCUUCAAGGAGAAGUAAAACAUCAAGAAAUCUGCAAGUCCAAUGGCUACGGAUUCAAUGACAUUUGGAGUUCUAUGACCUGGAUGAAUGAGAGUCUACACAUACACUCUCGGGAAGUUUGCAUUGAUGCCACUGCAACAAUGUUGGCUUGCUUACUGUCAGUAUUUCACCAGAUAUGUCUAUAUUAAUGCUCUGGUCGAACAAGAUACAUUCCAAGAUUUUGCUGCAGUUCUUAAAUUCUCUCUGACACACACUCAUACACACACACAUAAAUAAUUAAUUAAUUCAUUACAUCAUCAAAGAGAAGGCUGUCGGAUGGGAAAAAUAAACCUUCAUCCCUUAAAUGUAUUAUUUUCUCUGGAGCCUUUUAAAUAGCUUGGAUUAAUGCACCACAACAGCAGUCUUACUGAUGAUACUGUAAACUGACCAUGCCUUAAGCUUAAUAUACAGAGUUCUUGGGGCUGUGGUCUUUUCACAGCCAGACAUUUUUGCAACCUCCAUUUGUGCUGAUUCAGAUAUUUUUGAACAAAUAGUACAUGCACUAUAAUUGUCAGUUGAAUAACUGAACUGAUGCUGCAGCUGGACUUAAAAGGGCACAAUGAAAUGUAAUGUACAGUGGUUUGAGUGAGUACACAUGUUGAGCCAUUUCUAUGAGUGACAAAGAUGGUGGUGACAUAGAUGAUUUGGUGGCCUUUCAGAAAUGAUUUUUCAUGUGUUUUCAGAUGGAAAUAUUCCUGUUGCACAAUUUAUGUACAAAUAAACUUUAAUAGAGAA